UGGCAAAAGUGCAGUGACACCUUCAGAUAAUUCAUCAAUCAUUUCUGAUGGAGGUAGAGUCUCAGGUAGAGUCUCAGGUAGAGUCUAGUUCUGAGUUCGCGGGAGACAAAUUGAGGGAAGAACUCGAGAGACAUGAACUAGAAUCAGCUGAUGGAGAGUUGGAGGCAACUAAGCCUAAGGAGCACUCUAACAUUGACAUGAACCAGUUUCCUCCAGUCUCAAUUGAAGAAGCUCCAAACAAGAUAACACGAUCAGAAGCAAAAUGGAACAGUGUGAUACUUCCUUACCUUGCCGAUAGCAAUGAAGACAGAGAACAGGAAAGAGAGGGAAAGAAUAAAAAGCUCAGUUUUCUUUUUCGUCGGCAGUCUGUUGCAGAGUCACGAGAAGUGAGAAAAUAUUACAAACGUCUAAGGAAAGACCAAGUCGUAUUGAAGGAAGCCAUGGAACUGAAAAUAGAGAAAGAGGAAAAAAAAGGAGCAGAGUCUAAACCACUUCAUUAUGAAACAGCAUUAGAUAAUGUUGUCAAAUCAACUGCUGAUGGUAGAAGUAAUGAUGAAAUUACUAAAGAAGAAACAAGAAAGGGAAAGUUGAUGAGUUUAUUCCAACUCUCAGUGAGCUCUGCAUCUCGUCUCACCCUCUCUGUUAAUAUCCUUUUAUUUUUCAUUAAACUUGCUGCAUCAAUACAAUCAGGAUCACUCUCAGUAGUAUCCAGUCUCAUUGAUUCGGCUCUAGACCUGUUCUCUGGAGUAACCAUUGGAAUCACUAGCUACCUGAUGCAUAAUUAUAACCAGUAUCAGUAUCCAGUAGGCAGAAAUAGACUAGAACCUGUUGCUAUUAUCAUCACUGCUGCUGUAAUGGGAACUGCAGCUUUACAAAUCGUCACUACAUCCAUUACUGAUAUCAUAAAUAAUUCCAUCAAUCCAAACAUUAAUGAGUUCUCUGGUUCUAUAAUAGCACUCACAAUCCUGUUAAAAGGUGGCCUCUUUUUGCUUUGUUAUCGUGUCGACAGUCCUUCUGUAAAAGCACUAGCAACAGAUCACAGAAAUGACUUUGCUUCAAACAUUGCAGCUCUAGUCUUUGGAGUCCUUGGUACAUACGUAUGGAAAUAUCUCGAUCCAAUUGGGGCCAUCCUCCUAUCAUUUUACAUAAUAAUAAACUGGAUACUAGUUGGCAAGGAGCAGAUGGUAAAUCUCACAGGCUAUAGAGCUGAUAGACGAUUCACUAGCAAGCUGAUAUACAUUGCACUCCAGCAUAGCAAGGAAAUACAGGAAGUGGAUACAGUCACAGCCUACACGUUUGGAGUUAGGUAUUUAGUUGAGAUGCACAUUGUUCUGAGUAGGGAUAUGAGACUGGAGGAGGCUCAUGACAUUGGGGAGACACUACAAUUGAAGUUAGAGUCUUUGAAGGAAGUGGAGAGAGCCUUUGUUCAUCUUGACUUUGAAACAGGACACGCACCAUCCAGUGAACACAUACUGGCAGGACCUAAUUAUUAGUGUAUAACAAUUAGUUAUUAUUAUCUUUCUGUAAUUAUUGUUUGUUUAUGCAUUGUCUCUCUCUUUCUCUGCAUGAGUUCCUAUAUCAGCUUGGUUUCUGUAUAGGAAAAGAAGAAUAAUACAUGUAUUUUAAA
Messenger RNA from Amphimedon queenslandica, 1627 nucleotides. Its product is annotated as metal tolerance protein 11-like. The coding region runs from base 48 to 1493 and encodes 481 amino acids. Gene Ontology annotation, molecular function: monoatomic cation transmembrane transporter activity. NCBI's taxonomy places the organism in Eukaryota, Metazoa, Porifera, Demospongiae, Haplosclerida, Niphatidae. Gene Ontology annotation, biological process: transmembrane transport; monoatomic cation transport. The record is from RefSeq and is a predicted model, not a curated record. The transcript is spliced from 2 exons. Gene Ontology annotation, cellular component: membrane.